Molecule: messenger RNA, 879 nt
Organism: Wyeomyia smithii (pitcher-plant mosquito)
Lineage: Eukaryota; Metazoa; Arthropoda; Insecta; Diptera; Culicidae
Exons: 1
Coding region: 1-879 (292 amino acids)
Biological process (GO): DNA integration
Molecular function (GO): nucleic acid binding
Source: RefSeq, a predicted model, not a curated record
AUGGCUAUUCGACGGUUUCUGGUACGAAGAGGAUCGCCGUUGGAGAUUUGGAGCGAUAACGGCACCAAUUUUAUCGGUACCAGCCGCGAACUGAAGGAGCAGCUGAGCCAGAUCAAUCAACAGCUUUCCGAGGUGUUUACCAACGCCAAUACUAAGUGGAUAUUUAAUCCCCCUUCAGCCCCCCACAUGGGCGGUUCGUGGGAGCGACUCGUUCGUUCGAUUAAAACCGCUUUUGCUGGGCUGUCAAACACUAGAAACCCUGAUGAAGAAACUCUUGUCACACUCCUGAUCGAAGCAGAAGGAGUGGUUAAUUCACGACCACUUACAUUCGUUCCGUUAGACAAUGAGGCACAGGAAUCACUAACCCCCAAUCACUUUUUGCUACUAAGCUCCCAAGGAGUAACGCAACGGCCACAGCCCAAGAUAGAGCAUGCUCAAGUGACGAGAAACAGCUGGAGGCUAAUGAGAAGUCUGGUGGACGAAUUCUGGCACCGCUGGAUUAAGGAAUACCUUCCUACAAUAGCUUGUCGCCCCAAGUGGGCAGGAGAUACGAAGGAGUGCAAAAAGGGGGACCUGGUGGUUAUUGUGAACGAAUCCACGCGUAAUGGGUGGCUGCGCGGCAAAGUUUUAUCUACAUUGACAGGACGCGACGGACGAGUAAGGCAGGCAUUCGUCAAAACUCAGAAUGGGGUGCUACGACGUCCUGUUACGAAGAUCGCGAUAUUGGACAUCCAGGACACCAACUCACUACAUAAGAAAAUUGAUAACGCUGACACACAGGAGAUCAAUGACCAGCGUUAUGGGCCGGGGGAUGUUGGGGGCACUGCCCGUGCGCCUCUGCCCGUGCGAGAUUCAUUCUCAAACACCCUGCUCACUUGA